This is a messenger RNA of Solanum lycopersicum (tomato), 1841 nucleotides long. Its product is annotated as probable aquaporin NIP5-1-like. The record is from RefSeq and is marked validated. Gene Ontology annotation, cellular component: membrane. Gene Ontology annotation, biological process: transmembrane transport. NCBI's taxonomy places the organism in Eukaryota, Viridiplantae, Streptophyta, Magnoliopsida, Solanales, Solanaceae. Gene Ontology annotation, molecular function: channel activity.
AACAAAUUAUGUGUAUAUAAUACUACUAGUAUUACAUAUGCAAGUGCAAUACCCAAAAUCAAAAUCACUUGUGUUUCUUCUUCUUACUUCCCAAUUUCAUCAAGGUUACUCAAUUCUGCUUCUUUUGCUUUUUUUGCUUUUGCUAGGUUUUGUUAUGUACUCUUGCUUAGUUCAGAUUCAUCUUAUAAUUGCAUAAUUAAGCUGGAUAUAUUCAUUUCUUCUAUUCCUUAGUUACACACUAAAAAAAAACCUUUAAAUCAUGUAACUAAAGCUUCAUCUAUUUCUUCAAUCUUCUCUUUUCCCCCCCAAAAAAAAACAAAAAAAAGUUUUUUCUUUCAGUUGUUGUAUUCUGAUUUAUCUAUUUGGAUCAAUCUAUCGAUCUGGCUGUUAAACUGAAUAUCGUGUAGCUAAACAUUUAUAAAAGCUAAAAAAAUAUGUAAUAUCUAUCUCUAUUGAAAGUAAUUUUGUUCAUUUUUUUCUUAAAAAAAAAAAAAAGUUUGGGAGUUAUUGAUCUAAGAUGGCGGAAUUAGAAAAUGGGAUAUCGGCGCCGGCAACGCCGGGUACGCCGACUCCGUUAUUCCCGUCGUUACGAGUGGAUUCGAUGGGUUCUUAUGAUCGGAAGUCAAUGCCUCGAUGCAAAUGUUUGCCUUUGGAUGCACCAACAUGGGGAGCUCCUCAUACCUGUCUUGCAGAUUUUCCUGCACCAGAUGUCUCCCUCACACGAAAGUUGGGAGCUGAAUUCGUGGGAACAUUUAUCCUUAUAUUUGCUGCAACAGCCGGGCCAAUCGUGAACCAAAAGUACAACGGAGCUGAAUCUCUUAUUGGGAAUGCAGCUUGCUCAGGGCUGGCUGUUAUGAUUGUGAUUCUGUCGACAGGCCAUAUUUCUGGAGCUCAUCUGAAUCCGUCCCUAACUAUAGCAUUUGCAGCACUUCGUCACUUUCCGUGGGUUCAAGUGCCAGCCUAUGUUGCAGCACAGGUUUCUGCAUCCAUUUGUGCUUCUUUUGCACUCAAAGGUGUCUUUCAUCCCUUCAUGUCUGGUGGAGUUACAGUCCCUUCAGUAAACACUGGCCAGGCUUUUGCUCUUGAAUUCCUCAUCACAUUCAAUCUCCUUUUCGUUGUCACUGCUGUUGCAACUGACACCAGAGCGGUGGGAGAGUUGGCUGGCAUAGCCGUUGGAGCCACAGUGAUGCUCAAUAUUCUAGUUGCCGGGCCGUCAAGCGGUGCUUCUAUGAAUCCAGUACGAACUUUGGGGCCGGCUGUUGCAGCAGGAAAUUACAAGUCAUUGUGGAUAUACCUAGUGGCUCCAACUCUGGGGGCUCUUGCAGGGGCGGCUGUUUAUACGCUCGUCAAACUUCGCGGAGACACUACAGAGACACCACGUCAGGUUAGGAGCUUCCGCCGCUAGCCUGCUGAAGGAAGGGUGUUGUUCCAACUUAUAUUACUAUCGUGUGCUUGAAAAUAAAGGUGGAGGACUAGGGAAACUAUGACUUUCAGUCUAACCAUCGGUAACAAUUUACAUUUGCAUUUAGACACUCUUUCUUCUCAUUCACUUUGUGUGAAUGACUUAAAAAGAAGAGUCAGAAAUUUGGUUGUGGUCUGUGACCUUUUUUUUCUUUCUAUGAUUUGCUCUGUGUGAACUAUGCUACCUUAAAACUAUGUGUGACGGUAAUAAGAAGCUUUCUACUUGUAUAUCUAGUAAGAAAAUAUUCAAGCAUCCCAUGCUUAUUAACAAUCGUCCCACCAGAACCACUUAAAUCUUUUUAUCCUCCUUACAACUAAUUCCUGUAGGUUACUUUCCUUUCUCCAGAAUCAGACAUGAAUUUAACUCAACAGUGAUAUAA